This is a messenger RNA of Penicillium verhagenii, 1434 nucleotides long. RefSeq names its product MFS transporter. The transcript has 4 exons. Bases 1 to 1434 code for a protein of 477 amino acids. Gene Ontology annotation, molecular function: transmembrane transporter activity. Lineage: Eukaryota; Fungi; Ascomycota; Eurotiomycetes; Eurotiales; Aspergillaceae. The record is from RefSeq and is a predicted model, not a curated record. Gene Ontology annotation, biological process: transmembrane transport.
AUGGCGACUCAAACUAUAAUUGGCUAUGGAUGGCGGUCGUCCAGCUCGUUGAUCAUAGGAACAGCGUGUUUCACUUUGCUGACCGAGGUCCUGCUCUAUGGCUUCGUGGUCCCGAUCUUGCCUUAUAUGCUGGAAGUCCGUUUGGGGGAGGAUCCUGCCCAGACUCAACAGUUGACUGCCUGGUUACUUGGAAUUCAUGGCUUCGCGACAGUGAUAUGUGCUCCGAUUCUCGCUCACUUCGUCGAUCAAACUUCUAAUCGAAGAUCUCCACUUCUUGGCUCUCUGGUAAUUGCCUUGGUUGGAACCAUUCUUGUUGCUACCACACCAAGCUACUUUGUUCUUACCCUGGGUCGAGUUCUUCAAGGCAUCGCAGGAGCAGCAGCAUGGAUCAUUUGUCUAGCUAUCUUGACAGAAAAUGCCGGAGAGGGAAAUGUCGGUAAAAUGAUGGGCAUAAGUAUGUCCAUCGUUAUGACGGGUACGGUUGGCGGACCGGUGCUUGCGGGGACCACGCUAGAGCUAGCUGGGUAUUGGCCUUGUUGGUACCUACCGAUGGGAGCUCUUAUAUUCAACAUGUUUACAUGGUUGAUUUUGAUUGAAUCACCAGCCUCCCACUCGGUCGAAUCGCUUGGUGAAUUCAUCCCAACUGGAGAUGCUGAAGCUAACAAUACUGGAGAGUCCAAUGAUUCGGAGGUCUCUCCACUUCUCCCGCCACUUGUGCAGACUGAUUCAAAGAACGACGAUGCAUUGCAGUCGCUGCCACCAUCCAAUUUCUACGCCGUAAUGGCCUCCGAUCCUCGAAUUAUAGUCAGUUUCGCAAACGUCUUCUGUAGCUCCAUCCUCAUCGGCGCGCUAAAUACCACCUUGCCACUUCACCUUCGCGACAUCUUCGGAUGGGGGCCAUUAGAUGUGGGAACAAUGUUCCUUUUCCUUCGCAUUCCCGCCAUCGUUCUUGGUCCCUUUUCAGGCUGGCUUCGAGAUCGUGUCGGUCUGAGAUACCCUACCACUAUUGGUUGGGUUCUUCUAGGACCUUUAUUUGUCAUCAUGGGUAUUCCUGGAAAUGGCAUGUCCUGGGCCAGUGGUGAAAAUCAGGGAAAACCUAUUUUUGUUUUUUCAAUAAUCGGAGUUGGAAUGAUGCUGCCGUUGAUUCAAGGCUCUGGAAUUUUGCAUGCGUUAAUGAUUGGGAAUAUAGCGGUCUUGGAUGAGUUGGAGUUAAAGCAGCGUAAUAUAUUUGGUGCUUACGGCGGACGUUCAAGGACCUUUGGAUUGAGCGAAAUCUCAUUCAAUCUUGGGCUGAUGGCAGGGCCGCUGCUGGCAGGAGUCGUUUCAGAGAAAAUUGGGUUUGACGCUCUGAGCAUGACCUUGGGUAAGUUCAAUGUUGUGAGGCUUCAUGCCCUCACAUGCAAGAGAGCUUUGGCUGAAAUAAGUUUCAUUUAG